AUGUGUUUAACAGGCUACAAUUCAGUUAUGGGUGGUACUUCACAUGUGUACAAGGAUUUGGUGUAUCUAUUUCUGAUUUAUCUUCAAGGCUUUACCACCAAGAAAAUGGUGAACCCAUGGAAGACUUAUGUGAAGCUAUCUGCUGUGCUUAUAGGCUCUCAUGGACUCACCAAAGGCUCCUUGGCUUUUCUCAACUACCCUGCACAGCUAAUGUUCAAAUCAGCAAAGGUUUUGCCUGUGAUGAUAAUGGGAGCCUUCAUACCAGGUUUGAGGCGGAAGUAUCCACCUCAUGAGUACGUUUCUGCAAUCCUUCUGGUGGUGGGUCUGAUCCUAUUCACCUUAGCGGAUGCACAAACGUCUCCCAACUUCAGCGUGAUUGGUGUGGUGAUGGUAUCGGGUGCUCUAGUCAUGGAUUCGUUUUUGGGUAAUUUGCAAGAAGCAAUAUUUACCAUGAAUCCUGAAACCACACAGAUGGAGAUGCUGUUUUGCUCUACAGUAGUUAGUCUACCUUUCUUGGUGCCACCAAUGAUUUUGACAGGAGAAUUAUUCAAAGCGUGGAGUUCAUGUUCUCAGGUUAUGGAGAGCACCUGUGGAUUCCACUUACUCCUAGAAUGGUAGACAUGCUCAGUGAAUAAGCUAAAGUAAACAAAGCAGGCCCUGAGCCUUUGUUCUCUGUUAAUUAUAUGCAGCAUCUCAGCAAGAAAAAUUUCUGUUCUAGGACACUUUAGGAUGCCGGAAAGGGAUCACUAUCACAUUUGCUUUAGUUAUAGGCAUGGUUAAUGUGCAAUGGACACGUUUUAUGGACAAGUUUAUAUUUUUUGGGUUUAUGUAUU
This is a messenger RNA of Rosa rugosa (rugosa rose), 833 nucleotides long. Its product is annotated as UDP-galactose/UDP-glucose transporter 4-like. Gene Ontology annotation, molecular function: transmembrane transporter activity. Lineage: Eukaryota; Viridiplantae; Streptophyta; Magnoliopsida; Rosales; Rosaceae. The transcript has 5 exons. The record is from RefSeq and is a predicted model, not a curated record. The coding region runs from base 1 to 618 and encodes 205 amino acids. Gene Ontology annotation, cellular component: Golgi membrane; endoplasmic reticulum membrane. Gene Ontology annotation, biological process: transmembrane transport.